This is a messenger RNA of Dentiscutata heterogama, 359 nucleotides long. The record is from the annotation of a GenBank genome assembly. Lineage: Eukaryota; Fungi; Glomeromycota; Glomeromycetes; Diversisporales; Gigasporaceae.
AUGUCAUCUGAAGAAAAUUUCGAUCCAGAAAAUAUUGUAAAAAAGGUUAUAGAUCUUUACAACGACGACCAAUUAGAAUCUGCUUAUUUGUUAGCAAAAGAAAAUAUCGAAAAAAUUCCAAUAAAUCACAUGUUUUAUAACAGUAUCAUUUUUUAUUUCUCUUUAACUAUUUUAAAAUUAAAGAAAGAUGAAGACAUUGCUAAAGUUUAUGAAUAUAGAGAUUAUUUUGAAACAUCAUCUAAAUAUUCAAAAACCAAUGAAGAAAAAAAAAUUGCUAAUAAAUUUUUCUGUGAACUUUUUGAAAAAAUUCAACAUUAUGGAAUAGAAAGAUUAGAAAGCUUAUAUCUGAUGCCGAACAC